Molecule: messenger RNA, 1150 nt
Organism: Talaromyces proteolyticus
Lineage: Eukaryota; Fungi; Ascomycota; Eurotiomycetes; Eurotiales; Trichocomaceae
Product: CTD kinase subunit gamma CTK3-domain-containing protein
Exons: 2
Coding region: 187-885 (232 amino acids)
Biological process (GO): positive regulation of transcription by RNA polymerase I; positive regulation of DNA-templated transcription, elongation
Cellular component (GO): CTDK-1 complex
Source: RefSeq, a predicted model, not a curated record
GAACGAUGUAUAUCAAUGUGACCGGCACGUUACCCGGCGGAACCUCUCCAUCCCACUUCGUUCUGCCGGCCGAAUUUCCUUCACCGCUUUAAGUCGAGGCCAAUGAUACGCGUCUUUUGCCUCUCUGAUACUGACCCAAUAUAUAACUGCAUGCUAUGGUGAUUCUUGUCCCAGAUUACCAGCAAAAUGGCGGAUCCUUUUGAAGUGCGUAUGCGCUUUACAAUGCAACUGCAACAUCUCAGUGCUACAGUCUCCUCGUCACAGCGAGCGGCACAGUACGCUCUGAAAUACCGAGACAUGGACGAGGACCUCCAUUCGUGUAUUCUAGAGCAACUCGAGCGAAAUAAUAUGAAUAACCGUGCAAACAUCCUGUACUUUAUUGAACACUUCUGCGAUAUGGCAACCAAAGAAAACCACCUCAACUACGUGCGCAUGAUCCAACGCGACAUUUUGACUAUCGUCGACACUGUUGCCCCCGCAGACGGCUCUGGCGCUGCGAAUGUGAAGCAUGUUCGUCGGGUUCUGCAAGGCUUGCAGGAUAAGGAAGUGCUAUCUAGUGAUUCUGUGCUGGAGAUUGGCGCUGCACUCAAAGAGCGAGAAACGAAUCCGUCCAACGUCCUCGACAAUGAACCGUCCGAUGGAUCCGGAACACCAGCGAGCACAAAGGUAAACGGGGGUAUGAGGGUUGACAAGCGCCAGAUUGAGCAGCGGAUUGAGGAGGAUCGAGAGCGGAAUAAAAGGUUAAGAGAGAGUAUGUGGGCGGUCAGUGGCGAUAAUAAGGAUGAGUUCCGGAAGUUCUGGGACGAGGCGAGCGAUAUAGGCGAAGAUGAUUUUCUGGAUGCUGAUGAGGAGUUUGAGGAGAAGCGGAGGAUGAUCACCACUUAGUACUUGCUUUGGGUGUGAUUACAUCAAUUACGGGAGUUAUCAUGGGACUUGGGAAAGCGAGGCGUCUCGGAUUACAAUUGGUUUGCAUUGAUAUUGUCUAUUGUGUUGAUUUUGAAUGAGCGGCCUUUUAUCUAUGCUUCAAAUGUUGUGCAUAUAUAUGUGAAUAUAAUAAUGGAUCUUAUAACAAGUCCUCCUGCAUAGAUGCUUAAAUUUGUAAACAUCCUUAAGAUGAACAUGUCCCGAUUUCAAACUCAUAUUCUUUCGC